Molecule: messenger RNA, 1019 nt
Organism: Andrographis paniculata
Lineage: Eukaryota; Viridiplantae; Streptophyta; Magnoliopsida; Lamiales; Acanthaceae
Exons: 5
Coding region: 42-839 (265 amino acids)
Source: RefSeq, a predicted model, not a curated record
CCUCAAUACAUAGAUAGAAUUGCGUUUCGGCCUCCGGCGAAAUGGUUCCUUUGUUCAGUCCGGCGGCCGCCGGCGGAGGAGCGGUGCUCUCCUCCGUCCACCACUGUUCCCUCAAAUUCGCCAAACCAAUCGCCCCUCUCUUCUCGAAACACCGCUCGGAAGUCUCCGCCGCUCGCCGCUUCAGACCCCUUGCACUCCCCAAUGCCGCGGAGUCUUCCGGCGGUUCUACCUCUAAAUCGAACUCCUCUCCGUCGUCCAUGGCUGCACCGUCGGAAGAUGAGGAAUAUAAUUCCGUCUCUGUCGUCGGGGAGAAGAAUGUUCCUCUUGAAGGCGUUAUUCGGUACGAGAAGCCUGAUUCCGGAUCUCUUCUCGCUAAAUGGGGUCUUUUGGCGGUAUUGGUUAGUGGAGACGUGGCGUCCUUGCUUCUGUUCUCAGCAAUCGGAAGGUUCAGCCAUGGACUAUCCAUUUUCGACUUGGAAACAUUCAAGACUGCUGAUCCUUUCAUCGCUGGAUGGUUCUUGAGUGCAUAUUUUCUUGGGGGAUAUCGAGAAGAUGGCAAAGGAAAGAAUGGUCUGCGAAGUGCUGUGAUUGCCGCCGCCAAGUCCUGGUCCUUGGGCAUUCCGCUCGGAAUAAUGAUAAGGGCUAUAACAAUCGGACAUAUACCACCUACCAAUUUCAUCUUAGUCACAAUGGGAAGCACGGGUGUGCUGCUUGUGGGAUGGAGAGCUCUACUGUUCAGCAUUUUUCCAAGUAACAAGAACAAGGGCAAUGAUGUAUACAAGCGUGGCAGCCCUUUCGAACUAUUUGAGUUGCUUACAUCAUUGGUGAGAAGAUGGUGAUCAUAUGUUGCCCCAUUUUUGUAACACCUCCUGUGUCUAUGAUGUUGUCACUGAAGGUUACCGUGCAUCGGUAUAAUGGAAAAGAAAAAAGAAAAAACAAAGAUGUUUUACAUAUGAUGGACAUAAAUUUUGUUACACUAACCCCCAAUUCAUUAGUUCCUACAUUUGGACACUCCAUCA